GCAUAGUUGACAAAACAACCCUAGCCUCUGUUUUCGUCUGCAUAAGCGAUCAGAUUCUUCAGAAACUCUUCUUACAACCCCAAUAAAUCUCUCCCUUUAUAAACCCUCACAUACAAAUUCUCACACCACUUUCUUCCCGCUCUUUCACUUCAAUUCAACUCUUCAAUCUCUCAGAUCUGUGAAGAAGAAGAGUAAUCAAAAAAGAAAAGAAAAAACCUAGAUCUUGCUUGUUCUCACAAUCAUUUACCCAGAAAACAAAGAAAUUAAGCUUUGUUUGAAGGCUAGAGUAGAGAGUAAGGUUAAAUUGGAUCAUCCAUGGCUGAGCAAGGAUUGGAAGGGAGCCAACCUGUGGAUCUUCAGAAGCACCCUUCUGGGAUUGUGCCUACCCUUCAAAAUAUUGUGUCAACUGUCAAUUUGGACUGUAAGCUGGAGCUUAAAUCGAUUGCACUUCAAGCUCGUAAUGCAGAAUACAAUCCAAAGCGUUUUGCUGCUGUGAUUAUGAGGAUCAGGGAACCAAAAACAACUGCACUUAUUUUUGCGUCUGGCAAGAUGGUCUGUACUGGAGCUAAGAGUGAGGAACAGUCUAGAUUGGCAGCAAGAAAGUAUGCUAGAAUUAUCCAAAAGCUUGGCUUCCCAGCCAAAUUUAAGGAUUUUAAGAUUCAAAAUAUAGUUGGCUCUUGUGAUGUCAAGUUCCCCAUACGGCUUGAGGGUCUUGCAUAUUCCCAUGGUGCUUUCUCAAGUUAUGAACCAGAGCUGUUUCCAGGACUGAUCUAUCGAAUGAAGCAACCGAAGAUAGUCUUGCUUAUAUUUGUCUCUGGAAAAAUUGUUCUGACAGGAGCCAAGGUGAGGGAUGAGACUUACACAGCCUUUGAAAACAUAUAUCCUGUGCUUACUGAGUUCAGGAAAAACCAACAAUGAAAUAAACUGAGUUUUGUUGUUUGCGAGCAUUUUCUUCAUGUAUUCUGGACCCAGGGUGACCGCUGUGGAUGUGUCUGAAACAUAUCAUGUGUUCUGAUGUCUUGGAAUAUUUGCUAUUAAAUGGCAGAUUACUAUCAAGAGCAGGAAGACCAUUUUCAGGCCGAGAAGAACAUAGAUCAUGGGCUCCGCUUGAUUAAGCUGUGAAUAUAAUGACAGGAGUUCUUUGGGAUGAGAUAAACUAAGCCAUUUUUGUUUGGUGUUUUUGAAAAAAAAAAAAAAAGGAUAUUCAUGUGUAAAUUGAACAAAUUGUGGAUUCAGUUUGAUGUUUUCAAAGAAAAGAAAGAUUCACCCGGAGUUUCAAUACA
This is a messenger RNA of Lotus japonicus, 1283 nucleotides long. RefSeq names its product TATA-box-binding protein-like. The transcript is spliced from 10 exons. Gene Ontology annotation, biological process: DNA-templated transcription initiation. The coding region runs from base 316 to 918 and encodes 200 amino acids. Gene Ontology annotation, molecular function: DNA binding; RNA polymerase II general transcription initiation factor activity. Lineage: Eukaryota; Viridiplantae; Streptophyta; Magnoliopsida; Fabales; Fabaceae. The record is from RefSeq and is a predicted model, not a curated record.